Bufo bufo (common toad) is the source of this 668-nucleotide messenger RNA. It is a transcript of the gene COMMD1, whose product is annotated as copper metabolism domain containing 1. The record is from RefSeq and is a predicted model, not a curated record. The coding region runs from base 31 to 594 and encodes 187 amino acids. Lineage: Eukaryota; Metazoa; Chordata; Amphibia; Anura; Bufonidae. Gene Ontology annotation, biological process: positive regulation of protein ubiquitination; copper ion homeostasis; negative regulation of protein localization to cell surface. The transcript is spliced from 3 exons. Gene Ontology annotation, cellular component: endosome.
UUCAGCCGGUCACGUGCCCGUGCCGCUGUCAUGGCUGACCCGGAGAGCAGCAAAGCUCUUAGCGGACUGCUGAACGGCAUCGCGCAGAGUAGAUACUAUGGCAACGAGGAGAUAACGGAGGAGCUGCUCAAGAGAGAGCUGUACCCGGAGCUGCCGCCCGACCAGUUCAGAGCCCUGCACGACAAGAUGCUGGGCAUCAUCAAGUCAAUCGUAUCUGCAGAUAUGGAUGUAAACCAGAUUGAUGCCUUCCUGACAGCACAGACUAAAAAACAAGGAGGAAUCACCGCGGAGCAAUCUCUGGUCAUUGCGAAAUUUUGGAAGAAUCACAAGAAGAAAAUUCGGGAAAGUGUCAUCAACAUGAGCAGGUGGGAAAACACUCUUAAGAGCCUGAAGUGGAGGAUCGAUGUAAAAUCGCAGUCCAGGCACACAGACCAAGGAAACAGCUCUGCCGCCAUUGUAGAGAUGGAGAUUGGAACAAAAGGCCAGGAUUCUGAAUUUCUCUGCAUAGAACUCAAUGAAACAAAGAUGAAUGAAAUGCUCAAGAAAUUAUCCGAGGUGGAGGAAAGCUUGGCAGCGUUAACCCAGAUCAGCUAAUUGGCACCAGACACAAUGUGAUGAAUUUGUUCUUUAUUUUUUUCCUCAAUUUUUUAAAUAAAUGUUUCACACUU